This is a messenger RNA of Carassius gibelio (silver crucian carp), 3608 nucleotides long. RefSeq names its product myelin regulatory factor-like protein. Gene Ontology annotation, molecular function: sequence-specific DNA binding; DNA-binding transcription factor activity. The record is from RefSeq and is a predicted model, not a curated record. The coding region runs from base 332 to 3145 and encodes 937 amino acids. Gene Ontology annotation, cellular component: nucleus; endoplasmic reticulum membrane. Gene Ontology annotation, biological process: protein autoprocessing; positive regulation of DNA-templated transcription. NCBI's taxonomy places the organism in Eukaryota, Metazoa, Chordata, Actinopteri, Cypriniformes, Cyprinidae. The transcript has 26 exons.
CCUCCUACAGGUGUUUGCUCGGCAGUGGGUGGAUUUUGCCUCUAGGGUCAGUGAACAAAGUACAUGCGAGACUGCACGACGACUGCCAUUUUCAUAGAAUAAGAACCUAUUUUUUUUUCCAUUUCUGUAUACAUUACUUAUUAUUUUAAUGUAAGAGCACAUCUAUUUAUGGUGUAUGUGGAGUUAGUGAUGGAUUACACUUGAGCUGUUAACUUUAAUGGGUCGAAUCGCACAGAACCGAAGUCUACAUUUGGGGACGAAAGUGCUUUUACUGUAGAGGGUUUGACAUAACUGCCAUUAAACGAAAUUCAGAAAAUCUGCAGCUGAUCCAAUGGAUGUUCUUGGAGAAAAUGAGGCACUGCAGCAGUUUUUUAAUGGACAGGAUGUGAGUGGUGUGUUAGAGAGUGCAGUGGUAGACACCAGUAUCCUGGAGCAGUAUUUGAGCAAUGAGACAGAUCCCACUUUCAUGUUACCCGAGUCACCACCAGAUUCAGGAUCAGAGCGUAGUUCUCCACCACAAAUACCAGGUUCAAGAUGGUCAACGGGACAAAGCAACAAGGAUGUGUAUAGCCUAUCAGAAGACUCCUUCCCUCUAUCUUGUCCCUUUAAAGACAGGAAACAUGAUGUUGGCAGACCCAUUGGAAACCACAUUAAACCCAUUUCACCUGCUUCGCUCCCUCAGUGCAGUCUCAACACAGUCGAGAGUUACACACAGGCAACCACGUCCCAUAAUGCACCCAUCCAUGGUGUCCCACUAUAUACUCAGGGCCCACCGAUGGGUCUUCCGGCAGGACAUAUCCCAGCUAAUGCAGCUGCGGCCUCUUCAUGUUUGCCCCAUGCAAUGUGCUCAGAGACAAUGUACCCUUACAUGCCCCCAAAACAUGAUCAACAUGUAGGAAAUAUCUUACACGAAAAUAAGAAAAGAAGAAGGUCAAACUCUUUUGAGGGACACACAGAACAGAACAGGUGUGCUGACCCAGUUUGGACUAAACCAUCAUACUGUCCAGAAAGUGGAUCAUAUGAAGCACAGUGUUAUGACAGUGACGCAGCUGGUGGAAGUUCAGUGGGCAGUGUGCACCAACUCCUCACAUGGGACCGGUAUCAGCCCAAUCAGUGGUGCUCACUCCACAACAGCAGAUCUGAAAGCCUACCAUCUCCAGGCUACCAUGUGGACACUGAUAAGGGUUUCAGUUACUCCACAGCUGAUGAAGCCUUUGUGUGUCAGAAAAAGAACCACUUCCAGGUGACCGUUCACAUAGGGAUGGUUGGAGAUCCUAGAUUUGUCAGAACGUCAGGAGGUCUCAUGCCCAUAGACAGCUUCCACGUGAAUGUGUUUGGGGUCAAGCUUGAAGCACAGAACCAUUUCAUCACUAUAGAGCAGUCUCAGUCAGACCGCAGCAAGAAGCCUUUCUUACCAGUCAGAGUAAAUCUGCCAGGAGACAAAAUCACAAAGGUGACAUUAGGACGGUUACACUUCAGUGAAACCACAGCAAAUAACAUGAGAAAAAAGGGCAAACCCAAUCCUGAUCAGAGGUACUUUAAGAUGGUGGUUGGUCUGUAUGCUACUGUAAAAGAGGAGCGUUUUCUGCUGGUUGCUAAUGUUUCUGAAAGAAUCAUCGUCAGGGCCUCCAAUCCUGGUCAGUUUGAGAAUGACAGUGACAUGCUCUGGCAAAGAGGACAGAACCCAGACUCUGUGGUGUGUCACGGGAGGAUUGGCAUUAACACUGAGAGCCCUGACGAGGCUUUGGUGGUUUGUGGGAAUGCCAAGAUAAUGGGCAACGUCAUGCAUCCCUCAGACAGAAGGGCCAAACAAAACAUCCAGGAAGUGGACUCAACAGAGCAGCUCAAGAGGAUCGCUCAGAUGAGAAUUGUGGAAUAUGAUUACAAACCAGAGUUUGCCUCAAAGAUGGGAAUUGAUCAGCAUCAUGAAACAGGAAUCAUAGCACAGGAAGUCAAAGAACUCCUGCCUUCGGCUGUAAGGGAGAUGGGCGAUAUAACUUGCGUAAAUGGGGAGAAGAUCGAUAAUUUUCUCAUGGUGGAUAAAGAGCAGAUUUUUAUGGAGAAUGUAGGUGCUGUGAAGCAGCUGUGUAAACUCACAGAUAACCUUGAGACUCGUAUUCAGGAGCUUGAGGUCUGGAACACUCGCUUGGCCAAGCUGAAGAGGCUGGGUAGCAUGCGGUCCAACAGCAGCCCUUCUGCUAAAGGGAAAAUCAACAAAAACAACACGCUCCAUUCAAAACUUCCACCGCCAACACCACCGCAGUCAAGCACAAACAACUUCUGUGGAGGAUUUCACAACUGUCUUCAACACAGAGUAUUCCAAGCUAGUAUUAUCAUGCUAGUAACAACCAUGGCUCUUUGUGUCAUUUCUAUCACUGCACUUUAUAUGUUGACAUUACAAGAAGACAUGGACUUCAAUAACAGUUUCAACAACUCCAACGUUAUGCCAACUUAUUCCACAACAGCAGCACUGACUACAGUGUUCUCCACCACCUCUCCUCGUCCCUGGCCUCCAGACAUUGAUGUCUCCAAUGUGUUUUAUUCAGAUGAGGUCUACUGUUGUCCUUCAAGUUUAAUUUAUAAUGAUAACACCCAGCUGACAGACACAGCUGUCCCCUUUGAUGCUCUGUCACAUGCAAUCACCAAUCUGAGAAAAACACAGAAAGAGAAAUGGUUAGAAAAUCUACCGGACAAAUUUAAAAAUUCUACUGACUGGAAAAACACAACAAUACAGUCCGUCCUUGUAACGCAGAAUCAACAAGUUAUAGAUAAGCAGUACUGUCAGCGGGAGAAUUGUGGGAAAGGAAACUACUCCUACCUCAUUCCCCUCAGUAAACACAUCCCACCCAACAUGCCUAUAACCCUCCAAAUGACAACAACAGAGUUGUUGGUGAUUCACCUUUGCUCACAUGAUGAGAGUGAGCAGUGCUCUUCAGUGCUUGACUACAAUGGCCCAGAGUCAAACACAGCUCUCAACACACAGGGCUACAUACAUAAAUGGAGACUGGCAGUGGCAAAUCACUAUCGCGCCUCUUACCAUUUCCGCUCUUCUGUUGCUGGUUUGGCAGAUUGUAAGACAGAUCUGAACUUUGCAGGAGUUUUAUUUACUGACUACCACUUCCAUUUCUUCCGUCGCUGUGACUGAUCAACACUCUUCAAAACUUGACUGCAUUAGUCAAAUGCAGGCUGUAAAUUAUAUCCUAUAAAGAGUCUUUUCAAGUCUUUCACGGGCAGAUCUUGUGUUGUUGCUGAAUAAACAUUUGAAAUAUGUUUGAUUUUAAUUUAUUCAUAUUUUCAUGGAGUUUUGAAAUCAAGAGAAAGCAUCUGAACUGCGGGUCUUCAAAUAUGAUUUGACGUAUAUUUUUCAACAAUAAAGAAAUUAUUGUUGUUUUGUACUUUACGACACAAUCAGGUAAUCUUUUACUGUGAUACUCAUACACACCUGAGUUCCUGUACUGAACUGAGCACAUUAUGUAAACCUGUGUGCAAUGAUGUUGACCAAAUGAUUUUGAGUCAAAUUGUUUUUACUGCUAAAGACUUUUAUUAAAUUAAGGUUUUCUCUAAAUAUCAAACACUACAAAUAAAGGAAGAUUUAUUCUAUGAAAGUG